AUGAGACCAGCACAGUUACUGCUAAAUACGGCUAAAAAAUCUUCUGGUGGUUAUAAAAUACCCGUUGAACUGACACCAUUAUUUCUUGCAGUUGGUGUGGCUUUAUGUUCCGGGACCUAUUUCACUUACAAGAAAUUGAGAACUGAUGAGACUUUGAGAUUGACAGGCAACCCUGAAUUGUCCAGUCUGGAUGAAGUCCUGGCUAGAGAUAAGGAUUGA
Molecule: messenger RNA, 219 nt
Organism: Saccharomyces kudriavzevii IFO 1802
Lineage: Eukaryota; Fungi; Ascomycota; Saccharomycetes; Saccharomycetales; Saccharomycetaceae
Gene: MRA1
Product: Mra1p
Exons: 2
Coding region: 1-219 (72 amino acids)
Source: RefSeq, a predicted model, not a curated record